CAAAUACAUGACUUGCAGUCGUCUUGAAAUUUUAUUGUCUGUCUUUGAGCUUCAGAUUCAACUGGGUGGGACGUCAAUACAGCUAGCUAGCUGGAGCUGAGUCCAUAGGUUAACAUUAUGGAAGACAAAGAAAAUUGUCUUCCUAUUCAAAAGUCAGAUGGCAUUAAUGCAAGAAAAAAGACACACGGACUAAGUCUCACCGAGAGACAUAUAAGAAAACAGCAUAAUGUGAAAUCAAUGAAGAAAGGUACUGUGCUGUUAGAUUCAAAGUCUGAUCACCAAGGAAGUUUCUCAAAACCUAGAACUGCCCCGAAAAAGUUGAAACUUCACAGUGCCUCUAAGACAGCUACUUUUUGUUGUGAGUCUGUGCAACGUCUCCCUUAUGCUACAAAAAAAAACCUCUAUGAUGAGCACUGGGCAGCUAAACAGGAGAGAGCUUUUGUGCGAUGGCUGAACUUUCUCCUUGCUCCCCAAGAUGACUGUGGUCAUGUGUUACCGGUUAAAAGCCAACAAGCCAUCAAAAGCCAUGUUGAGUUUGACGUUCUCACAUCUACUAACCCAAUGACGACUAAACGGAGCUCUUGUGAUCACCAACCUCCUAAAUGUACUCAGCAACUUCCGAUCAGCGGUCAUCGCACACUGUCUCGAGUGAGAAGAGCUGCUAGCCUUUUGUACCAAUCGCAGCCUUUGUCACUGGUUAUUGGUAGGCUUGAAGUUGAAAUCGAGUGCCAAAGACUGUGUUUCCAUAAGGAUAGAAAUCCUAUCAAUGAUGUUGGUGUGAAACAGGAUUUAGUGCACACACUCCUGCGCACGUACAAUCCAGUUUGGCUAAAGAUUGGCCUAGAGACGGUGUUUGGAGAGGUACUCCCUAUGUCAUCUUGCACAGGCAUUGAGGAGUUUCAGGAGGCCUUAGGACAGUUCAUUGUGCACCGGUUGUUGUAUAACAAGCAAAUUGCCCACCACUAUGCAACUGGGAAGGGUUUUAAAGAAGGAUUCAACCAUGCCAUGUCACAGUUCAUACUAAAAAAGUUUCUGUUACUGGUGUUGCUGUUAGAUCAUGCCAAACUUACCCGCCUUAUUGACUAUGAUCCCUGUCUUUUCCAGAAAGAUUCUGUUAUCAAGUCAAGCCGUGAGCUCCUACAGUCUUUUUCUCGCAAGCAUUUGGCUGGGGAAGGCGACUUUGUCAGGCACUUAGCCCUAAUGGGCUAUACAGCUACACACAUUCAAACAACACUCGAUGAGUAUGACUUUACUGUCACCAACUUAGCUGUUGAUCUCAGAGAUGGUGUUAGAUUAACUCGUCUCACUGAGCUACUUCUUGGUGACUGGGGACUAUCCAAACAGUUAAGACUACAAGGCCCUACUAAGAUGCAGAAACUUCACAAUGUCCAAGUUGCUCUGACGAAGCUAAAGAGAUAUGUGAGUCUUCCAGCUGGUGUUACAGCUGAGAGUAUUGCUGACGGUCACAGAGAAAAAAGCCUUGCUCUUUUGUGGACCAUCAUUUUUCACUUUAAGGUCAAGGUAACAUUAAAUGAAGAGGAACUGAAGGAAGAAAUUUCCUUUCUUAAAGAGAAGUAUCGUUAUCAGAGACGCCUGUCAUUUGAGCCCAGUUUUUUCUUUGAUUCAACGUUAUCACUUCUCCUAGAAUGGUGCACUGCUGUUGGUGCAAUCUAUGGAGUCACUGUUUCAAAUUUCAACAGCUCGUUUUCUGAUGGACGUGCUUUGUGCUAUCUAGUCCAUCACUACCAUCCUUCUCUUCUCCCACUCGAGCUUAUAUCGGAUGAGACAAGUGGCUCUCAAUCUAUUGCUUCUAGUUGCCUAUCACCUGCGAAUUUUAGCUGCAGCAAGAUUAACUGGAGUGCCUCUUUUAGUCCGACAACUGGAAUUAACCCAAAACAAGAGUUGUUUCUUACAAAUGAAAAAUCAAAUUUUAAAGCUCUUUCUAAAGCUAUCAACAGACUUGGUGGGAUACCCCUCCUUGCUCAGUACAAAGACAUGUCUCAGACAUUGCCAGACGAGAAGGUUGUGAUCGCUUACGUUUCCUAUCUAUGUCAUCACUUGUUCUUACUUAGAAAAGAGGGCAGGGCAGCAAAAUGCAUUCAACAAGUUUGGAAGAGGCACAGAGUGCUUAAGAAGACCGUCUUAAUGAACUCAGCAGCAACUAAACUUCAGGCAUGGUACAGGGCAAUGUCACAUCGAAAAAAGUACCAACGUCUCUUAGCCGCAACUCUGAAGAUACAAAAUUGGUGGAAGAACAAAUUGACUGUUUUUGCAACUCAAGCUUCAUUAGCCCGAGCGUCAACCAAGAUUUCAGCUGCCUACAGAUGCUGUGUACUCAGGAGACAAUAUCUUCAGCUUAAAAGCAACACGAUUGCUAUUCAGCGGUGGUUCAGAAGAAAGAAAAGGUUGCUUGUGUUGAGGGCUGCUAUUAAGAUUCAGAAUUGGUUUCGUGCUGUCUACUAUCGCAAGAAAUUUCAAGAGAUGAAAAGGUCAUGUGUUGUUAUUCAGAUGCGGUACAGAGGAUUAGUUAAAACACAGCGACUAACCCAUGAGUACCUGAUGAAAAGAUCUGCUUGUGUGAUUGUUCAAUCGUCAUUCAGAGGCUACUCAGUAAGGAAACAAAUUAACCGAUUUCAAUUGGCUGCUGUAACCAUACAGUCUAGGUUCAGAACCUAUCUCCAUCGAAAACAGUACACGGAUCUAAGACAUGCCUGUGUUGUCAGUCAAUGUUAUCGCAGAGCUGCUAUUGCAAUGAAGAAGGAAAGAAAGAAAUUCUUAUUGCAAAAGUGUGUUGCCAUCACUUUACAGUCUCUUGUUAGAGGACUGAAAGCAAGAAAUCAACUCGUAGCUCAACAUAAAGCUGCAACAGUUAUCCAAUCUAGUUGGAAAAUGUUUCACCUGAGAAAACUGUUUGCACGUGUCAGAGUUUGUACGACAUUGCUGCAGCGAAAAUGGAGGUCUAUUUUGCUUAUGAGGCAAGAGCGAAGCGUUUAUAUAAAGACAGUGAAAACUGUGGUACGUGUUCAGGCACACGUUCGAUCUAUGAUAUCUCAAGCACGUUACCAGCAAAUUCGCAAAGCUACUUGCAUUCUGCAAGCCUCAGCUCGAAUGUGUAUUGUACGAAAUGAUUACUUACGAAAGCGAUCUGCUGUUAUUGUUCUUCAAACUCAUGUAAGAAGGUCCAUAGCCCAAAAACGUUUCCUCAAAGUAAAACUUGCCAUUGUUUGUAUUCAAGCUUGGUCUAGACAAUGUAUCGUAAGGACGAAUUAUUUAGGCAUUCUAAAUGCAGCAACCGUUAUCCAACGUUAUGCUCGUGGAUCAAUAGCCCGAAGAAAAUUUCUCAUCAUUAGAAACGCUGCCAUCAAACUUCAAGCUAAUGCAAGAAAAAUGAUUGCUCUCAAAAAGUAUCAAACUACAAUGCAGUCAGUAGUAUUUUUGCAACGAACAUUUAGAGCUUAUUCGACUCAUAUGCACUACUUGCGACAAAAGUUGACAGCAAUAUUCCUUCAGUCUCAUGUCCGCAGACUUAGAGAUCAAAGAAAAUACACACAAAAAAAACGUGCUGUUGUCAAGCUGCAAACUCUUUUCCGAAUGCUAGUAUGUAGAAGAAGGUACUUGCAGGUUAAAAGAGGAACUAUUCUAUUGCAAGCAACUGUGAGGUGUUUUAUUGCCAGGUCAAAGUACCUUCGAGUGUGUAAUGCUGUUGUUUCAAUUCAGGCAAUACUACGUGGGGUCCUUCAGCGCAAGCGUUACUGUCAUAUUACAACACAAAUUAUUGCACUACAAUCUUAUUUUAAGAUGUUUUUGACCAGGAAGAGAUUUGCUCAAUUGCGUCGUUCGGUGAUAACUAUACAGUCUGCAGUUCGAUGCUUUUUUGCUCGCAGGAGGUACAUGUGUUUGCGCUCGUGUGUCAUUCAGUGUCAAGCCAGGAUUAGGACCUCUUUAGUUCGGAAGUCUUACCUUAGAAAAAGGGCAGCUGUCGUUUCUCUCCAGUCGUAUGCCAGGAGAUUUAUUGCAAUGAGGAAAUUUUGUGAGGUUAAACUAUCUGUCGCUACUAUUCAGAACGCAGUCCGUCAGUGUCAACAGCGAAAAAUGUUUUUGCGAUUUAGAGUAGCAAUAAUUAUUCUUCAAGCUCAUUCUCGUGGAAUGUUAACUCGUGUCAUAUACCAGCGUACCAUUUCAGCCAUCCUCUUAAUCCAGUCACAUUUUCGGGCUUACCUCGCUCGCAGCAAAUUCCUGAAACAAAGAGCAUCCAUAAUCAAACUACAAUCGCUAGUGAGAGCGAUUAUGAUUAGAAGGCACUACUUACUUUUGCGUCGUUCAACUAUCAUUAUUCAAGCCGCUUUUAGACUAAGUCAACAGCGUAAGGAAAUUAUAACUCAGAAUGUGGCAGCUUCUUUUUUACAAGCUAAAGUUCGUGGUUUUAUUCAGAAGAGAAGAUAUACAAACUCCAAGCGAAAUGUAGUAAAAAUGCAAGCAUGUAUCAGAUCAUUUUUAAGCAGAAAGAGGUAUUUGACUUUGCGAAAGUCAGCGGUAACUACUCAAUCUUUUGUGCGCUCUCGGUUGACAAGCAAAAAUUAUGGCCAGAUGCUAUUUGCUGUGAUCACCUUGCAAUCUUACUCCAGAAUGUUCCUGGCUCGUCUAUACUACCGCCGUAUAGUCCGGUCCAUUAAGUUUGUUCAAUCCCAGGUGCGUUGUUGCCUUGUGAGAAAACAUUAUUUGAAAAUGCAAUCAUCAGCUAUUUGUGUUCAAGCAGCUCUAAGGUGCUACCAGCAGCGUAAAAAGUUCUCUCAAGCAAGAUCAGCGAUUAUUAGUAUUCAAUCAGCUGUACGAGGAUGGAUUGUCAGGAAACACUACCACCAUGUCCUUUUGGCAAUAAAAUGCUUACAGGCAUAUGCACGAGGCUAUCUUGCAAAACAAUCUUACAAGAGAGCACUCACAUCUGUUGUCACUCUCCAAGCCUAUUGCAGAACAUAUCUGGUAAGGAAGAGAUUCCUGAAUCUCAAAACGUGUGCAAUAAGGAUACAAUCUGUUUUCCGCCAAAAUGUUGUUAGGUACAAGUUUUUGAACUACAAAAUUUGUGCCAUCAAGAUUCAAACUCUCAUAAGGUGUCACCAAGCCAGAACAAGCUAUUUGGCUACAAAAAAAGCUGCAAGUGCCAUUCAGCGGUUUUUUAGACAGUACAGAAGUAUGAAUUACAGAAAGUAUUUGAACUCAAUUGUUGUCGUUCAAUCUUUCAUACGACGUUCUCUUGCUCAGAAGAAGUAUCGAGCCAGCAAACGAGCAGCUAUACUAAUCCAGAGUGUUGUUCGACAACGUCAAGCACGCAAAAAGUAUCUCCAAAUCAAGUCAGCCUCAAUAAAAAUUCAAGCUCAAAUACGUAUGUAUCUUCAAAGACAAAGCUUUCUGUCAAGACGAGCUCAGGUCAUCCAGUGCCAGUCUAUUUUUAGAAGAUACUAUAAGAGAUCAGUACAGCGACUGUCAGCUGUGAAGAUUCAGUCCUUCUGGCGAAUGCAUAUUGCCAGACAAUCUUAUGUGAAGAUUUACCAAUGUAUCAUUACACUACAAGCUUAUGCCCGAGCAUUUCUGUGCAGAAGAAGGUAUUGUCAUUUAAGGAAGUGUGCAGUUAUUAUCCAAAAAGAAGUACGGUGCUUAAUUGUGUACAAUAAGUUUUGCAGAAUUAAAUCUGCUGUUGUAUUGUUGCAGAACAAAUUUAAACGGUAUUUAGCAUCAAAAACUAACAGUUUGAAUGAGUCUGCUACAAUCAUCCAGAAAAAUGUGCGUGGUUUUUUGUGCAGGCGACAGUAUUUGCGUUGCAUUUCAUCUAUCACUAAAAUUCAGUCCUUAAUCAGAAUGUACUUGGCUCGUUCAAAGUAUGUUAGGCUUAAAAAAGCCAUAGUUAUUAUUCAAAAAUGGUUACGAUGCCGAUUAAUUGCUAAACAACAGAAUGUUUUCUGCUUGAUUACUGCUGCUGUUUGUAUUCAAAGACGAUUCAGAAGUAAAAUAAUUAUGCUUCAGCAAAGAAAGAAAUUUAACUCUAUUAAAUGUACUGCUCUAACUAUUCAACGGUGGUUUAGGCAACAACAAAUUAAAAGACAAGAUAUGCUAAAAGCUGCAAUUUGUAUACAAUCUUACUUCAAAGGUUGGCAAACACGAAAGUCACAGAGCCAAAUCAUAUCAGAAGCUCGUCGUAGGGUUAUGAAGGCCACCAACUCAGCAACUAAGUCAAAUUCUAUCCGGGAGAAACUACCUGUGAUUUUAAGAUCUCUUAUGAAGUCAAAAUAUCUCUCGACUGCUUCUGACGUCCUCAAGUCACUUGAUAUCAUGACUUGUGUGUCAUCAAGUUGCUCUUUAGAGAUUGUGUCCUGUGGAGCUGUUAACGUGUUAUUGAAUCUGGUGACUCAAAUGAACCGGAGUUUUGCUGCCCUCUCACUGGUGAAAACAAUCAUUCAGAUAUUGCUGAAUAUCAGUAAGUGGCCUCUCACAAAGUACAGCAUUUUCGAUGUAAAAGGUUCUGUCGCAGUAGUUGUUGAUCUCGUGUACAAAAUCCACUGCACACAACCUGAAGUGCUUUUUCUGUCAUGUAAACUGCUGAUACUUCACACACACAUGAAGGACGCUUCUGAAAUGGACAGUCAAAUCAUGAAGAAGCUUGUAUCAGCUCAAUCAGGUCUGAAACGAAAGUUGAAAUCAACUUCCCACAGCAUGACCACACGUUUUGGAGUGAACGAGAAAUUAUUUUACAGAAGCUGCAAGCUAAUAGACAAAUUAGUGUCUUACUACAUGUACAAAUGUGUGUAAAUUUUUGUACUGUCCACUACAAUAGCAGUUUCAUCUUAUCUACAGUAUUGUAACUUUAGUAUUAGCAAUUCAGAUUUACCCAGUUAAACUUCUGUUAUUAUUUUUAUACAUGUACUGCAAUAAAACUAGUGUUCAAGCUGGCGCUGUGCUAAUGCCUCUCGCCAUGUUUUUGCUUUCACUCUAAAGUAUUAGAGUGUUAUUAGUUUCUAUAAUGAAUUUUAUAUUAAAGUUAGCUUAUCUAUAUAAAGUCACUGAGAAGAAAAGACUUAUUUACAUGCAUCUAUUGUUGUUAUUUAUUG
Halichondria panicea is the source of this 7100-nucleotide messenger RNA. Its product is annotated as abnormal spindle-like microcephaly-associated protein homolog. Gene Ontology annotation, cellular component: spindle pole. Gene Ontology annotation, biological process: establishment of meiotic spindle localization; spindle organization; mitotic cell cycle. Lineage: Eukaryota; Metazoa; Porifera; Demospongiae; Suberitida; Halichondriidae. The record is from RefSeq and is a predicted model, not a curated record. The transcript has 16 exons. Gene Ontology annotation, molecular function: calmodulin binding. Bases 118 to 6801 code for a protein of 2227 amino acids.